GUGACAGUUUAUACACACUUUGGGCUCGGGAACGGAAUGAGAUGAGGGUCCCAUCGACAUGAUCGACGCUGGUGGAGUAUUGUGUUUAUUCUUAGCAUAGGCCUAUAUUCAUAAGAAAAGAAGACUACAGAUUCAUUUGGUCAUGUUUGGAGACUUAUUUGGCGAAGAAGGCGAAACAUCGUCGGAUGUUGCAAGUCAAAACUCGGCACAGCGAUCCAGCAAGAAAGAUGGGCUUCCACAACCUCCCUUGUUACGGGGAAGUACCGGCCUAGCGGGUAUCGCAAACCAGGGUGCGACGUGUUACUUGAAUUCACUUCUGCAGACAUUGCUCUUCACACCGGAAUUCAGAGAAUCUCUUUUUGCUCUGGGACAAGAUGAGCUUGGUAACAUUGCUGAUAAGGAGAAACCAGGGAGUAAGGUACGAGUCAUUCCCAUCCACCUUCAGCGAUUAUUUGCUCGUCUUCUGUUACUAAACCAGAGGAGUGCAACCACUGAAGAGCUGACGGAUAGCUUUGGAUGGACCAACAGAGAGGAGUUACAGCAGCAUGAUGUUCAGGAGUUGAGCAGGAUACUGUUCUGUGCCAUCGAGGAUAGUCUGGUGGGUACAUCUGGAGAGCACCUCAUCUCAAGGCUCUAUAGGGGAUCCAUCGUUAACCAGAUUACCUGUGAAGAGUGCAAUAGAAUCAGUGAGAGACCGGAGGACUUUGUUGACCUAACGCUUGCUGUAGGAGGAUACAUAGGAGUCGUUGAUACUCUUAGGGCUUACUAUGUGGAGGAAGAACGGAUGGAGGGCAGUAAUCAGUAUAGGUGUGACAGAUGUAAGAAAUUAGUCAACGCAAGAAAGGGAGCCAAGUUACGUUCAUUACCACCUAUUUUAACCAUCUCCUUGCUGAGAUUCAGCUAUGACUUUGUCAAGCUCGAGCGCUUCAAGGAGACGGGGCAUUACACAUUCCCGCUUGAGCUUGACAUGGCUCCGUACUGUGAACAGGUGAAAGAGGAAGCCCUAUAUGAGUUAUAUUCUGUAGUGCUUCACAGCGGUAGCACACACGGAGGUCACUAUCAUGCGUACAUUAGAGACGUGGACAAUCUAGGAACUUGGUCAGAACCGCAUAAAGAGCUUAUCCAGCUGACCCCUGACUCAGGAAGUGGAAAGGAUGACAUCAUUGAUAUGAAAUCUCCCCAGCAGUGUCUUACAGCGCUCCUGAGGAAGCACGGUGGAUCUGAACAUGUAUUGUCUGUUGAAAAUCUCUGCCAGGUUUUAAACCAAGAGACAGGCGUUUCAUGGAACAAGCGCUUCAAGAGACAGUAUGGAACAAUGACCAAGUUUCUGAGGAAGUACAACGACCUAUUUGAGCUGAACACAGCAGGCUCCCUCGUGCAUCUGGUAGAUCCUAUGAAAGGAAAGGCAUCCAGCCCAGACCAAUCUCCCUCAAAGUCACCAAGAGAUGGCGCCAGACAGGACAACACCAAUGCAGCGUCGGAUGAGAAUCAUGUGAAGGAGGAAGGUGGAGAAGAAGGCCAGGACCAAAGUAAUAAGGAGAGGGCCAUUGCAAGAGCCACUGCAAAGAUCCCAGAACCAGGACAGUGUUGGUAUGAUUUCAAUGAUUCCUCGGUGGAGCCCAUUAGAGAGAACGCCCUCUAUAGGCAGUUUCAGGGAAGGGAGAGUGCCUACAUGCUGCUCUAUAGACGAAAGACAAUGACUCGCCCAACCGAAGCAUACAACAAUGCAUACCAUCAGAUGCCUGCAUGGCUAAUGGCUGAACUGGAAACAGCCAAUCAGGAGCUAGAAAAGCAAAGGGAAGAAUACGAUAGAUCUAUCAACUCUGUUGAACUGAGCUUGCUCUUAUCAUCUCACUGUAUAUGGGCUAGAGGAGCCUUGCAGCUUGCACCGGACAGAGAACCGGUCAAGAUUACACUUGAUAGAAGGAAAACAAUCACACAUCUCAUGGGACUUAUCAAAGAACAAGUGCCUGAGGAUAAUAAUGAGUGCCUUCAUGUUGCCAAAUCCCUUCCAGCAGGGUUUCAUUUAUUUGAUUCUCUAACGGACAGCCCAGACAAGACCCUCCAAGAUUGUUAUGUAACAGAUCAGAGCUUUAUCUUCCUAUGGGAUGGCAAACAGGUUGACGGAAAUUCCAUCUUAGUCGGCCCAACCAGCGAGCCAAUUCUGCUCAUUCUAACCUACAACGCUGCACCCCCUUCUAACACCUCCACCAAGCCAACGCCACCACCCCCCAGCUCCCCCACGGAGCUCCCACAUGGUUUCCCUAAAGACACCAGGAUAUCAGAGCUACGGUGCAUGGUGUCAGAUAUCGUCGGUAUCCCGAAGCACCGGUUGAAGCUUAGCAGGGUACAGUCGGUACCAGUGGUGGUGUCUUCGGAGGAUGAUGGGAGGACACUCACACAGCUAGACUUUUCAGAUGGUGAUAAGCUGAUGGUGGAAUCAACAGGCAAGGACAGUCCCAAAUCUCCACGUGACUCUCUAGCGGCCCGUGAAGCUGACAAUCAGAAGAAUUCUGUGAAAUUAACGAUUGAGAACAGAUGUGUAGAUCCAGACCACAAUGGUGACUGGCCUGUCAAACAGAUGGACAUACCCAAAGACAAGACCGUAUUUGACUUGAAGCAGCUGAUCAUCAACACCCUUGGUCUCUAUGGUAACCAGAGACCUAAGGAAGGAUGUAGGCUGAGGAUCAGUGAUGAUGCAAUGGGACUUCUAGCUCCGUUGCAUGAAAACAAGAGCCUUACUGAUUCUGGCGUCAAGAAAGGCAAGACCAUCGUCAUAGAAACAGGACUUCCUCCGACAUCCAAUGAACUCACCCUCAAUUUCAGUCUCAUGUCUGGCACAAAAUCCUGGGAUAUGAUGGUGGAUAAAUCUACUUCUAUGUCAGAGUGCCUGACUAAGAUGUUGAGCAUAGCAGGAAUGGAGGGCACCCCCUACCAUCUAAGAAAGACCAACUGGUGUGGAGAAGCGGCUGAUAUCAUUACUGACAUGGAGCAAAGUCUACUGCAGCUUCACAUCCAAGAUGGAGAGCUUCUGAUGCUAGAAGAGGGUCGGAUACCACCCAGGGGGUUCCUCCUGCUCCCUGUCUGGCUCUGUCCUUCACCUCGGAGGACCAGUGGGGCGGAAGAAGGUGGUGGUGGUGGGGUGUCGUCAUGGAUGCCUCACGUCCAGUUUUCAAACAUCCUAAAUAGCCUAAGCAGUGCCAACAGCCCCAACCAUGACAUCCAGCAGUCACUAGAGACACCGUCCAAUCAGCAUGAGCUCCUCGGCGAGAUCGAGAUAUCCCAAAAUGCAACAAUCGGUGACCUCAAGAGUCAGGUCAUGACCCUUCCAGCCAUGAGCCAGGUCGUCGUGCCGACGGUAGAGUUUCUUCGUCUUCGUCUGUUGGAGGAUGGGAGGCAGGGCAGAGUAUUGAGAGAUAACAACCAGAGCCUCAAGUUUGCCAGAAUGAAUAUCUCACAAAUUGCUGUCCAGAUACUACCAGAAGAAGAGCACCUCAGACAAACAGAGUUUGUUCUGACCUUCCAGAAGAGGAUACCUGAUACUAGACUCUACGGAACCGCUGAGGAUCUCGUCUGGGAUGCUGGGAAGUCUGCUGCCCCCAGUGGUCUACGGCAAGCCAUUGCUGAUCGCUUGUUGAUUCCAGUGGAGAGAGUGGCUCUUGCGAAGCACUUUACAAAAAAAGCUGAAUGGAUCGUUAUCCCUGAAGAUAAGAAGGUAUCAGAGACUGGGAAAGGGAGAGGAGGAGGGAAGAAGAAGGGCAAAGCUCAAACUCACAAAGCAAUCAACUUGAAGCAUGCUCCAUACCUUCUACGAGAUGGAGACGUGUUUGGUGUCGUGGACUUAAAAGAUGACCCUUUCAGGAAGGAUGACUUCACAACCAUCGAAGAUGAUAGAGAGAAGGAGCGAAAGGAGGAGGUAGAGCAGGAGAAGAGAAGAAAUAGACGUGAUAGAAGGAAUGCAGUUUCCCUCGGUGGAGGAGAAUCUAAGGAGAAAUCAAAGAAGAGACAAGAGAUUGGGCUGAUGAUCAAGGUUGAUAACUUUAGGUGACAUCAGAUACCAUAGGCUCAGAACAUCAAUGCAAUCAGUAGGAAAGAGUUAUAAUGAGGAAUCAACAUGAAAUAUUUGUGAGAACAGAGCUAUUGGAUGCUAUCUAGGGCCCUGUUGUAUAAAACUUACCAUUGAUGGUAACUUGCCAUCAUGAUAACAGGGCUCAACAGCCAAUCAAAAUUAAGGUUCUUAUACUAGUUACCAUUGUGCAACGGAGCCCAGAGGUUGUGACAGAUUCGUUUUGCUGUGUCAAUCCUGUUUAUGUCUUUAUAUGUCAUAUCGAUCUCGUUGUAACGGUUAUCGAUUUGCCAGCACAAUCUUCUUCUAAGUCUUUGAAAUGCAAUCAAAAUGUUGUUAGAUGCCAUCUAUCUGUAACAAUCAUUGAAAUGCCAU
Strongylocentrotus purpuratus (purple sea urchin) is the source of this 4441-nucleotide messenger RNA. It is a transcript of the gene usp40, whose product is annotated as ubiquitin carboxyl-terminal hydrolase 40. The transcript has 28 exons. The record is from RefSeq and is a predicted model, not a curated record. Gene Ontology annotation, molecular function: cysteine-type deubiquitinase activity; cysteine-type endopeptidase activity. The coding region runs from base 143 to 4048 and encodes 1301 amino acids. Gene Ontology annotation, biological process: protein deubiquitination. Gene Ontology annotation, cellular component: nucleus; cytosol. NCBI's taxonomy places the organism in Eukaryota, Metazoa, Echinodermata, Echinoidea, Camarodonta, Strongylocentrotidae.